AUGGAAGCAGGUACGGCAGCAGCAUUUAAAGAUUCCCAUUUGAAUUUGAAUAAUUUCGAAUAUUCAAGUUCAAGGAAAGCUUCAUUAACAUCCCAAUCAACCAAAACCAUGUCAAAGAUCUUUAGAAGAAAAGAUGCUGAGAUGGGAGGUUUUGAUGAAGAACAAGGAUUAGAUAUUCAGUAUUUGACUGGUAAUAAUGUAUCUUUGGAUGAUAUAACACAUAUUAGGGGUAGAGGACCUUACUCCACAGGAGGUAAAACCUUGGACACAACCCCUAUCAUCCCUACGUUGGGGAAUAAUGGGAAUCCAUCUAACCCUAAUAAGAUCAAUAACGUGCAAUAUAGGAAACAGAUGAAUCAUCAGAUGAAAAUGAAUUUGGCUAAUAGUGCUCGAGCCAUGAGUUUGGCAGGUAAUAACCCUAUGAAUGAUAGAGCCAUGAGUUUGGGAGGACCUAGAACCAUGAGUUUGGGAGUAGGAGAUCCUCGAGCUAUGAGUUUAAGAUCGGGUCCACCAGGUCCACAACAACAAGGACCUAGAGCAAUGUCUAUGAGAUCACCUAAUAUGGGACAAAUGCCCAAUGGACAAAUGCCAGGGCCAAAUAUGGGUCAAAUGCCUAUGAUGAAUGGGCAAAUGUCUAUGAUGCCUAAUGGACAAAUGGGUCAGAUGAAUUAUAAUCAAAUGAAUAUGUAUGGACAAAUGAACCCAAUGCAAAUGAACCAAAUGCAAAUGAAUCAAAUGCAAAUGGGACAAAUGAUGCCCAAUGGUAUGAACGGUCAAAUGGGACAAAUGGGACAAAUGGGACAAAUGAAUGGACAAAUGAUGCCUAAUGGACAAAUGAAUGGGCAGAUGAACGGACAAAUGAAUGGACAAAUGCCAAUGUAUUCCUACAAUAGCAACACUUCCACCCCAGUAAACCAAAGCUCCAAUGAUUCCUUAAUGAACGUUGUUGAGGAAGAAGAUGAAGAUACUGGACCUCCUUCGAAAUCAAAUUCUCAAAAUGAACCAGAUGAAGAUGUUGUUUAUAAAUUCGAUGAUGAAGAUGGUGAACUUGUUUCUAGAAAAUCCACCAUCAAGAAAUCUAAUUCUAUGAGAUUACGUAAGUUGAAUUUAUUCAAUGAAAUUGAUAUUGAAGAAGAACCUAAAUCUCCAAUUGAAACUGAAGCUGAUGAACCAACUAGUCCGUCUUUCAACAUCAAUGAACCAACCAGAGAAUCAAUGGUUAAAAGUAGUAGUGAUGAGUUCCAUCAAGAUACCUAUAAAUCCUUAGGAGCCAAUGCUAACGAAUCAAAAGUUUAUUAUACCGCCAACGAAUUUUCACCACAAAAAUCACCUGAAAAGUAUAGAUCUCCCGAGAAACCCCGUCAAUCUUCCAUUGCUCAAAGUCCUGAAACUACAAAGAGUCUCCCAUCACCACCAGAUCAUGAUUCUGACGAUACAGUUGAAGAUUUAGAUAACUCAGGAAAACCUAUAGUUCGUGAAGAGAGUAAAAAUUUCAAAUCGUUAACAAAAAACACUGCUUUCCACAAUUUCAGACACGACGUGGAUAUUGACAGUGAUAGUGACAUUGAGAUUUCCAGGAAAUCAUCCAAGACCAAAGGUUUCUUCAAAAGAUUAUCUAGAGGUAGCGAGAAGAGAAACUCCGUAACAAGAAGUGAUACUAGAAAUUCCAUUUCUUCCGUCAGUAGUAGUAAGAAGAAUAGAAACUCAGUUUCUUCGGUUUCCAGUAAGAAGAAAUCCGUUCUGUUCACCAAAGAAGAAUUAGGUAUCAUGACUGCCAACAACGAGCUCUUGAACGAAUUAGAAUUGGUCACCACCGAAUUAGCUUCAUCCAUCAAAAGAGAAUUGACUUUAGAAUCAAGAUUAAAAUCAGGUAACAGUUCUGUCAAACCUAUUGAUGACGAGGAAGUCAGAAAUAAGAGUAAAAUAAUCAAUGAUUUACAAGAUAAAUUGACCAAAGAAAGAAGACUCCGAUUUAUAGCUGAAGAACAUGCAUUAUUGAUGGAAAAUGGUCAAAGUCCUUCUCCGUUGAAGUUGAACUAUGAAAAGACUGAACUUUACCGACAAUUAAUCAUCAAGAAUGAUUUAGUUAAUCAAUUAAAUGAUAAAUUGAAUGAAACUGAUCAUAAUGAUGUCUCCAUAGAUAAGGAUCUCAUGAACAAAUACAAUGAGUUGGUCAAAGAAAAUACUGAAUUAAAAUCCAACAUUAUCCCACAAUUACAAAAACAACUCGAAACUAAUAGUAAUCACCAAAGGAAUCUCCUGGCGAUGUCAGACAAUGAACGAGAAUAUUCUUUAGUGUCAAACAUAGAUGAAGAAAUAAUAUCACCUCAAGAAGAAAUUUCCAAUUUGAAAGCCCAAAGAGACGAAUUAAGAGAUGUUAUUACCAAACUCAAUAACAGUCAUAACUACGAGCUCAAGCUUAUGAAUGAUAAAAUGAAAACCAUGGAAUCUAAACUUCUUAGACAAAAUGAAUUAUUGAGAGGAAAGAAAGAUGAUGACAAAGAUAAGAAUGAAAAGUUGAAUGUGCUUACAUCUAAAGGAGGUAAAUUACAAGGAUUUUCUAUUGUUUCUCCUGAUAAGUCUUUAUUUGAUUAA
This is a messenger RNA of Yamadazyma jaroonii, 2595 nucleotides long. Lineage: Eukaryota; Fungi; Ascomycota; Pichiomycetes; Serinales; Debaryomycetaceae. The record is from the annotation of a GenBank genome assembly.